Tuber aestivum (summer truffle) is the source of this 2540-nucleotide messenger RNA. The record is from the annotation of a GenBank genome assembly. Lineage: Eukaryota; Fungi; Ascomycota; Pezizomycetes; Pezizales; Tuberaceae.
AUUCAUCUUACAUCGUCACGGCAAACACCCUUCUCGUAGCACAAAACCCUUUCCUGCGCCGACAGCCUAAUCACGAACAAAUCAGAAGAGCAGAAAAGAACCUCGCAAUGCCUCGCGAAAAAAAGACCAGCACGGCCACAAUCCAAGCAACCUCGCAACAGACCCGCUUCAAUCUCGAAGAAACCGCCUCCAAGGAAUUGGACCUAAAGGGUGUGCACAUUUCCAUUGGGAAGCGGGAAAUCAUCUCGGACGCGCACCUCAAGCUAUCCGCUGGCGUCCACUACGUCCUCAUCGGCCGCAACGGCACUGGAAAGAGCACGCUUCUCCGUGCUAUCGGGGAGAAGCUGAUUCCGGGGAUCGCUAGGAAUCUGAGGAUUCUUUUUUUACAGCAGAGUUAUGAUUCUGACGGGGAACGGGAGGGGGAGGGGGAGCUAGAGGGGGUGUUGGAGUUUGUCGUUAGGAGCGAUAGGGUUAGAACUGAUACAUUGAGGAGGUUUGAAAGUGAGUGGUUGUAGGUUGGGGUGUGGGUUUGGAGAGCGAGGGCUAAGAUUUUUUUUUACGCUAUAGCGCUUAAAAGGGCAUUGGAUAACACCGAUGAUCCUACUGAUGCUGUCAGGGUUUUGAGGAUGCUGAAGCAUGAAGGGAGAAUGGUGGAGUUGGAAGAAGCCAAGAAAGCGGCUGCAUUGAGGAGUGGGACCAGAGGUAUGAAGGCUAGAAAGGAGCUUAAGGCCUUGGAAGCUGUUGUUGCUGAGGAAGAAGCCCAGUAAGCCCAACUAGGUCAAAGUGACGCACCUCCCUCCGGUUACUGAAAAAUUCCAGGCUACAGAUAAUCAACGACGAAACGGUGGCAGAAGAGACAGAUGAAGCGAUCAAUGCGCUGGGAGAACUCGAAACCGCUCUUGAAGCUGUGAGUGCAUUGAAAUUUCGGCCCGGGUUGAGCAUCAGAGUUAAUUUACAUAGUAGAUGUCUUCUGCAACUGCCGAGGCUCGAGCCCAACAACUUCUUCUCGGACUUGGCUUCACCCCCAAGAUGAUAGGCCAACCUCUCUCCUCUCUUUCUGGCGGCUGGCGCAUGCGCACAAUCCUGGCAUCACUCCUCUUCCAGCCCUGUGACAUUCUCCUGCUAGAUGAGCCCACUAACUUUCUUGACCUCCCGUCCCUUCUCUGGCUGGAGGGUUAUCUUCAAACCCUGACGGAGACAACCCUCCUCCUCGUAACUCACGACCGAGCAUUCGCAGACACACUCGCAGACGAGAUCAUCGUCCUCCGCGAGGCGAAGCUGGAGCGAUUCCCGGGGAACCUAGCAGCCUACGAAACUGCCCGCACUGAGAACCAAAGGCGCCUAACGCGCAUGAAGGAAGCGCAGGACCGGCAAAAAGAGCACAUGGAGGCCACCAUCGCUGGCAACAUCCGUGCUGCUAGGACCUCCGGCGAUGACAAGAAACUGAAGCAGGCCGCAUCGCGGCAGAAAAAGCUAGACGAGCGCAUGGGUUAUCAGGUCGGCAUCCGUGGCGGCAGGUUCAAACUGAAUCGCGACAUGCCGGGCUUUCACAACAGCGCGCGCGACGAGAUUGAGAUUCCACCGGAUGACCCGGCGGCACGGUUGGCUGUUCCAAGCGCCCCCGCUGAACUACGCUUUCCGGGGCCACUGGUGUCCUGCGAGAACUUGACCUUUACAUAUCCCGGUGCGGAGGCGCCGGUUUUGGAAAAGAUAACCUUGACAAUCCACCUUAGCGACCGCGUCGGCCUCGUCGGCCUCAACGGCGCUGGUAAAUCCACUCUGGUCGCCUGCUUAGUCGACACCAUACCGGGGAAUGGGAGGAUCGCAGGAACACUAACCCACCACCCGAAAUCCCUAAUUGGCUACUUCUCACAAGCAGCCAUAGACUCCCUGCCACAGGACCAGGCAACCACGACACUGUCGCUCCUUGGCGGCGACGAACACGAAGCUCGUGGCGUCCUCUCUUCCCUCGGCCUCGUCGGCGCCACAGUGUCCGAACUCCCGGUCUCGCGUCUCUCUGGUGGGCAAAAGGUCCGUGUCGCGCUGGCACAGAUCCUGCACCCACCCCCACAUUUACUCGUGCUCGAUGAGGUGACUACGCAUUUAGACGCCGAUAGUGUGGUUACCCUGGCCGAGGGGUUAAAAGCGUACGAGGGCGCGGUGGUAAUCGUUAGCCAUGACCGCUGGUUCGUGAGCGCGGUCGUUGAGGAGGAGGGGAGGAAUGGGAAGGUUUAUAUGGUUGGUGGGGGCAAGGUUAAGCAUCUUGCGGGUGGAGUAGCCGCGUUCGAGAAGAGGGUUAGGAAAAGUGUUAAGGGGAGCUUUGGCUAAGUGGGGAGUCAAUGAUUGGCGUUAUAGGAAAUUCCGUGGGAGCUAUUGGUUGGCCGUAGCAUGGGUUAGAUUAGUUUGGGAUACUCGAGCAGUUGGAAGGGAUAACCCUGCGGGGAUAGAUGCAUAUUGGCGAGACAAGGCAAAAGGGGUAUGAUAUCAUAGAUAUCGGAAUAGUCUCAAAAAAAGAACACUGCUAUCAUAGCGUUAGUGAC